Messenger RNA from Mya arenaria, 2982 nucleotides. RefSeq lists its product as uncharacterized. The transcript is spliced from 3 exons. The coding region runs from base 305 to 784 and encodes 159 amino acids. NCBI's taxonomy places the organism in Eukaryota, Metazoa, Mollusca, Bivalvia, Myida, Myidae. The record is from RefSeq and is a predicted model, not a curated record.
UUCAUCUAUCAUUAAAUCGAGGGUAGGCUGAACCGACGCAAUAAGAUAAUUUGUGGGCCAUUAAGUAGAGCGUGCAUAUGAAUAUGUGAUUAAAGCUGAAUUUAAACUUCCUUUACAUUUAAAUUUGAGUUAAACUUCUAAAAAUGAGUACCGAAUAUCAACGAAUACAAUAGGGAAGGGAUCUCAAAGUGCGAUCACUAAUAUGUUUGUCAACAUCAGGAUAAGGAUAGACAAAACAUCACGAACAUGAAUAGAUACCUGAAAAGGAUCUAAGUUUAUGUAUACAGUACCAGCGAUAAAGUAGAUGGCGGAAAACGAUGUUGAGUUUGAUCCUAAUGCCGGUGUUCCUACGUGGGUGAACAUUGUGGUACCGAUAGUGACGGGUCUGCUGUUUGCCCUACUCCUACUGUUCUUGUAUAGAACAAAACUAGAAGUUGACGUCGAGACGAUUGAAGACUGGGUCGACCGAGUGCCUGUGCUCAACAAGUACCUAACUACAGAUUGGAUCGAAGAGGAAGAUGAGGCAAAUGAAGCUGGAACUAAUGAACCUAGAAGGGGUCAAACGGAUAAUCGCUCGACCCAUCAGAAAAAUGGGAGAAUGACCCCAGAAGAACAAAGAAAGUUCGCGAGAUCAAAUGGCGCGUUCCGGAAGUAUGACUCCGUGUCAAGUGUUAAAACUAAUGGCAAUGUUUCUAAUGUUUCAGGAAGUGUAGAUUCCAGAAGCGCGUCUUUCCUUCAUAGAGGUUAUGGCGGCGGUUCGAUUUGCUUUGAAAGUAAUGUUUAGUGGUCGAUCGAAGUACAGCGAAAGUGCUUAUUGAAAGUACUAAUUGAAAAGACAUUCUAGCGCUCUACAUUAAAUUUUGAUUAAAAUUGUACACGAUUUCUCAUAAAAUUGCAAUAGAAUGACAUUUUUAACAGCGAAAUGGACUAAUAUUGAAGGUGCUUAUUAGUAAUACACGGUAGCGCUUUACAUGAAAUUUUAAUUUUAAUUGUACACGUUUUCUCUUAAAAUUCCAAUAAACUAAGAUUUUUAACCGAGAAAGUUGCUAAUUAAGUAAUAAAAAACAUGACAGCGCUUUACAUUAAAUUUUGAUUUAAAUUGUACAUGUUUCUCAUAAAAUUGUAAUGAACAUAUUAAACAACUUAUUUUUUUCUUUAAUCACAUGCUGCAGUCAUUCGCUAUACCAUAAAUUAAUAGGCACUUACAACGAAGCUUUAUGGGCUGUCACGAGUUAAGCGAUGUUAAAGCAUUCGUUUUCGUUCUUUAUCUUAAUAUAUACAAAACAAACAAAUAGACGAAUCAAUGAAUGGCAGAUUUACGACAAUUGUCACUAUCCAAAUAAUUUCUUUUAUAACUCGCUUGUUUGCUUUGGUCAUAUAAAAAGCAUACACUAAAUGAACAAUGUACAUCGCCGUAAUGCAAAAGAGUCUCUGUGGUACACAGACAUAAUGUACACAUUAAUAUUUCUUUAGGUUCAAUUUUGAGAAAGACGGUAAACUUUAAUAUUUCUUUAGGUUCAAUUGUAAGAAAGUGUGAUACAAGUUUCCUUUCACUGAUAAAUUUUUAGUGAUAAACCUUUAACAUUUACUAAAAUUGCGUCUAUAAGAAGUAUUAAUUACUGAUAAUAAAAUUGUAACCGUGUAUUUAAAAUCAGAAAACGCAAAAAUAUUAAAUGAUUGGUGGGUGCUAAAAAGUUGACAGUGAUCAGCUGUCGUCUCAUAAGUUAGAAAUACCGUGUUUACUGUACCUAUUUUCAAAUUAAACAUCGAUAAACACUUCAUAAGAACCAUUGUUUUCGAUAUGUAUUCAUCCUUUUCGGUAAAUUAAAACAAUUGUAUUAAUUGUGGUACAUCUUAUUUGGGAAUAAUAGUGCAACUUUAAAUUCAUUGACAAUAAUACAAUUAAAACAACAGGGACAAGCCCAGUAGCCAAACAUUCAAAUUUAAACCCCGUUUAGAGACACAAGGCAAGGGCUUAAAGGCCUAGUUUCAGGAAUGUUUCGCAUGACAAUUCUCUGCUGUGCAUCUUCUGCUAAUUGCACCGAUGUCACAGUAGGGGCCAAUUUCCUGUGUAUUUGUUUUUUUUAUAGGCUCAGGGCCAUUUUCUAUUAUAAAACCUCCAAAACUGCACAGCAGGACACUCAGAUCAGAGAUCUGAUAAUACAAUUAGGCAAUUAGAUUAAGAUAAAUACACAGAGGUUGUGUACUAUACACGAUUUUUUUUCGGGGGGGGGGGGGUCACUUAUAGAAGGAUUAAACAUGACCUUAAACAUAAAAUUAGACAAACAGAGCGCACUCGGAUGAAAACAGCUUUCAUGUCAAUAAAUGAUAGGAUUACCCUCUUGGAACUGUCACUGAACAUCGAGCUCUCUUGAAAACGAGUGGUCUGGGGUUUAGACUAUUGUUUAUACGCAUAACCUUAUAAAUAAAUCACAAUGCAAUAUACCGAAAGAAACAGAUACAUAUUGUGAAAUCACUUUUGUGUUUUGUUGCAAACAGGUUUAAAUGUAUGAUAUCAGAUAUCAAAUGUCAAUGUCGGGAUUGGCUGCUGUAAUUGUAUGUUAUUUUGACCGAUAAUUGCAUGAUAUCAGAAAUCAAAUGUCAAUGUCGGUGAUUGGGCGCUGUAAUUUUAUGUUUAUUUGACUGAUAAUUGUAUGAUAUCAGAUAUCAAAUGUCAAUGUCGGUGAUUGGCUGCUGUUAAUUUAUGUUAUUUUGACCGAUAAUUGUAUGAUAUCAGAUACUAAAAUUUCAAUGUCGGAGAUUGGUUGAUGUUAUUUUAUGUUAUUUUGACCGAUAAUUGUACGAUAUCAGAUAUCAAAUGUCAAUGUCGGUGAUUGGCUGCUGUUAUUUUAUGUUAUUUUGACCAAUAAUUGCAUGUUAACAGAAAUCAAAUGUCAAUGUCGGAGAUUGGUGUUGUAAUAUGAUGUUAUUUUGAUGAAUAAAUGGAUGGUGUCAGAUAUCAGAUGCCAAUGUCAGAGAGUU